GGGAUUUAACACCGAGACACCUGUCUGAAAAAAAAGGGAAAUUGUCCCCAAAAGUGGGUGAAGGUUCAUGGACAAUUAUAGCACCUGGACUUCGCUCUGCUGUCCCAGCCCCUCCUGCCCUGCUUGGCAAGGGAGCACAAAAACAUGUGGCUAAUGAGUUACGGGUCCAUCACAGCCUGCCGGCCCCAAUCAGGGACAUUUUGCAAUCCAGGACUUUAUUUCUGUGCAGUUGGAGUUUAAACUUUGCCACUGUGGUCAGGGCAUCACACAGGAGGAGGAGGAGGAGGAAGAGGAGGCUGGACUUGGUGUCCACCUCAGAGCUCAGAGAGGGUUGAGAGGACAAUCCAUGGGAUCUCACCCAGCCAUGGCCUCCAGUGUGGGCAGCCUGGACAGCCUGGACCUGCUGGACCUUCUGUUCGACCGGCAGGACGGGAUCCUGCGCGAGGUGGAGCUGGGAACGCCGCCGGGAGCCUGGCACGAGGGCAGGCAUGCCCAGGACAGCGAGGACUUCCUCAGCUCCAUCCUGGGCUCCGGGGAUUCGGUGUCGGACUCGCCCAGCUGCUCCCCGGCCACCAGCGACAGUGGGGUCUCCGAGGACCCCCCCUCGGACCAGCACGACAGCCCCCCCAGGUGCUGUGACGGGGGUCCCCCAGAGGUCCUGUACCCCUACACCAACCCCUGCCGGGCUCAGCCCAUCCCAGCAGGGUCUGGGGUCCUGCAGCCCGAGGUCUCCAUCGACCUGGACAUGUGGCACCCCGGGUUCUUCCUGGAAGAGAGCCAGGACCUGCCCGUGGUGUCCCCGCCACCGUCCUGCGCCCUCACCGUCAAGGACCUGCUGCUCUCAGGCAGCUCUGACAACCAGCCACAGGCUCCUGGCUCCCUGCUCCGGCCAAACCAGGGCCCCUUCCAGGAGCUGGUGCUGACGGAGGACGAGAAGAAGCUGCUGGCCAAGGAGGGGGUGACCCUGCCCACACAGCUGCCCCUCACCAAGUACGAGGAGCGGGUGCUGAAGAAGAUCCGGCGGAAGAUCCGGAACAAGCAGUCGGCUCAGGAGAGCCGCAAGAAGAAGAAGGAAUAUAUCGAUGGGCUGGAGAGCAGGAUGUCGGCGUGCACGGCCCAGAACCAGGAGCUGCAGAGGAAAGUCCUGCACCUGGAGAAGCAGAACUCGUCCCUCCUGGAGCAGCUGAAGAAGCUCCAGGCCCUCGUGGUACAGUCGAGCAACAAGGCGGCGCAGACGGGAACGUGCCUGGCGGUCCUUCUGCUCUCCUUCACCCUCAUCGUCUUCCCCUCCAUCAGCCCCUUCGCCCCCAGCAAGGCCGAGCCCAACGGAGACUUCAGGCCGGUGCGAGUUUUCUCCAGGUCGCUGCACAACGCGGCCGCCUCCCGCGUGGUUCACAGCCAGCCCCAGCCCGGGGACGAGAAGCCCCGGGAGCCCCUGUGGUCGGAGCACCUGCAGGAGGCCCCCGAGACCCUGCACGGAGCUUUCAGUGGCCACACACACCUGGACAAAGUGUCCCUCAGGAACGACACACCCACACCGGCACAGGCCCCCGAGGGGCUGAGCGGUGGGGCUGGGGGUGGCACCCACGCCGUGCCAGGGGACAGCCCCGCGUCCCAGCAGAGCCCGGCAGGGCUGGCCUGGGCCAAAGCUGGGCACGGCCAUCCCGCCGGGCUGGAGCCGGAGGAGGAGCUUUAGCAGCACACCCAGGGACCACGGGGGACGCCACGGGGUGACACAGCACCUCAGCCCCUCCGGGACCAGCCCUCGGGGUGAGCCCUGCAGGACGUGCCUCCAGCUGCUGGACCCGCUGGGCUUUGCUUGUGACUGUGAAGUGGGAAGGGGAGGCUGCUUCCCACUGGCCUUACUGGGAGGGAAGGGGCUGCUCCUGCCCCCUGGGUGCAGUGGAAGUUGUGGAAGGGAUGAGGGGUCGCUCAGGAUGGGGCUGAGGGAGCAGGAGGGGCCCUGGGCUGCUUGGUUCUGCUGAUGGUGCAACUGGUUGGUUUUGUUCUUGGGUUUGGUUUGGGUUUGU
Molecule: messenger RNA, 2030 nt
Organism: Empidonax traillii (willow flycatcher)
Lineage: Eukaryota; Metazoa; Chordata; Aves; Passeriformes; Tyrannidae
Gene: CREB3L3
Product: cAMP responsive element binding protein 3 like 3
Exons: 10
Coding region: 347-1696 (449 amino acids)
Biological process (GO): regulation of transcription by RNA polymerase II
Cellular component (GO): nucleus
Molecular function (GO): DNA-binding transcription factor activity, RNA polymerase II-specific; RNA polymerase II cis-regulatory region sequence-specific DNA binding
Source: RefSeq, a predicted model, not a curated record